ACAUUUGGACAGGUACACGGAUAGAGGAUAGGUUGAGGGAUAUGGACCAAAGGCAGGCAGAUGGGAUUAGUGUAGAUGGGACAUUUUUAGUCGGUGUGGCCAACUCGGGGCGAAGGGCUUGUUUCUACCCUGGAUGACUCUAUUGUGCAGUCAAAACGUUGAAGACGAAAGUUUUGAAAUAAGUCUCCCAAUUUACUGCAGUAAUGUAUUGUUUGCAUGGGCGGACAUGACUCGGUCGCCUGCCGCUCGCACACCAACACGUUGCCGGCAGCUUCUUGAAUUCAGCAGGAGCAGCACCUUUUCAGGGGGGCGAGGAUGUGUUUUGUGAUUGGAGAGGCACAUCACACGGGAUGCCCGACCUCGCUGACAAGUGAGUGCAGGUGGAAAGCAGAAGGAUGGCAGCGGCAGCGGCAGCGACUGCGACUGCGACCCAGGCAGAUUAUUCUCGCAUCUGGAUUGCUUUGAAGAGACUGGAUCUGAAUGAUAAUGAAAUUACUAUUGUGAAAGAUGUUUGGAUUUUACAAGGACUAGACACAGCUGCUGCUAAGCAGGUUAUCUUUCAUUCCUUUGGGCUGGACGACAGCAUCCUUGUCUUGAAGCUUCGAAACAGUCAUGGUUCUUUGAUUCCAAUUAGCAGCAAACUGAAUGUAAACAGCAAACAAUCGCCUUAUAUCCUGGAAGUAGUGAAAUUGUUUCAACAUGUUGUCCCCAAACCUCGUACAGCUACGUUGACAGUUAUCAGUAAAGGUUUGAAGAACAGCCUGCAAAACAUCAUGAAAAGGAUUGAAAGAUUAGAGAAACUGGAACCAGAAAUUAAAAUGAAGUGGCAAAACAAGUUACAUGAGGAAAUGGGACAGCUGAACCAGAAACUAAAUUUCUUGGAUCAGAGAAUGCAGGUUGCUGACUCUCACAAUUGGAAAGGCAUGUUUAAAUGUCCACCACUGUGGUGAAUUCUCCAAUUACAGCACCAAGUUUUCUAUAUUUACCUAACAACUACAAAAAUAAAGUACAUGUUUGUAUAUGUUUAUGUUAAAUAGCAAUGUACAGUCUUUCUCCAGGUUACAAACACCCAACCUAUGGACACAAAAAAGCUCCCAUAAUAUUGUUGAAUUCUAAAAUCUGAUGUAUGUCCGUACAUUCCUAUCUACAAGCAGCAGAACUAUCCUCUGUCUCCCCACCUUUAGUAAUAGUUCUUUCUUAUCAUUCUGAUCUUCUUUUGAUGUCAUUCAUUGGAAACAUAUGGGUGCAAAGGGUGCAAAUCACA
Molecule: messenger RNA, 1264 nt
Organism: Leucoraja erinaceus (little skate)
Lineage: Eukaryota; Metazoa; Chordata; Chondrichthyes; Rajiformes; Rajidae
Exons: 9
Coding region: 396-950 (184 amino acids)
Source: RefSeq, a predicted model, not a curated record